Messenger RNA from Mesorhabditis spiculigera, 2130 nucleotides. Lineage: Eukaryota; Metazoa; Nematoda; Chromadorea; Rhabditida; Rhabditidae. The record is from the annotation of a GenBank genome assembly.
AUGCUGGCCAGAGAAUGGCCGGUUUUUUAUGGAAAAAGGCCAGCUAGGGACUUUGAGAUUAGCUAUAUCCACGCGGAAUUGUUCGAGCUCUCGGUGGACGGGAGCAAAUGGGUGCUCGUCGAGCCGCGACUACUCUAUGUCACCGUCCAGACAAGUACUAUUGACGACAGUACGCGAGUCACCGCCACAACUGCCGCCGGCCGCUCCGUCGUCGAGUCCAAGCUAUCCAGCGGCUCAAAAGUCGAGCGUAUCUCCGAGUGCUUCGUCUUCUGGCGGGACGCGACGCAACGGACGUUGGCCGUGAAUACAUUGUCGAGCCGUGAUGCCGCCGCGUUUGUAGCUGCCGCCUCGCCCCUUGAUUCCGUCCAUUCGAGUACCGCUGGUUUAUUCCAGCAAUCCGCUACAUGCCGAGUCUCCCAAAUUGCGCAAUUCGAUGGAACGAGAGUGGUGGCAAAGGUGACCCCUGUCGAGUCUACCGUCGUUGCCGUCAACCCGUUGAGUCUCGCCUUCCACUACAACCAUCAGCUGGUCAAUGUUGAUUUGCUUGAAUGCGUCGUUUGUCGUGGUACCUCGGAUCGUGAGAUCCAUCUCGGCCACGGGCCUUCCGUGUUCCAGUUCGAGUUUGACCAUGCGGCGCUGCAUUUCUUGGAGCAGAUCCUAAACCUCUCCUCUUUACUCUUGGCCCGUACCACAUCAGCUGAGGUGGCACUCACCUACCUGCAAAGGCAGAGAACAAAGAUUCACGAGCGUGUUGGACAGGUGGAGAAGAAGAAUGGACGACUGGGGCUCACUAUCUACGCUCAUACUGAUAAUGGAGUCAUCAAGGCUGAGGUUCGCGGUGUCGCCUCAUUCUGCCCAGGUGGCCCAAGUGUCGGUGAUUGGGUGGUGGCGGUAGAUGGACUCCUCAUUGAGGAUGCGGCAUCUGCGGCAGAAGUUGAACGACUUCUCCGAGAUGGCCGAAGAAUCAGGCUGCGCCGUCGUCAACUCGCCGGCGAAUUUGAAUCCCUACCACAGCCAACAACUUCGGCACGUUCGCAGACAGUACCAGCACCUCUUCCCUCAUCCCGGCUUCGUCUUGAGGAUCGCCUCCACAAGGGCAUCCAAGAGCUACUGAUGACCGAGCGAAAGUAUGUCGACGAGCUCAAGCAGAUGAUCGAUACCUACAUGUGCAUCCGGCCGGUUCGUGAUACCAUGGAGUCAGCGCUGCGACUCGAGAAGAUACAAGAGGCAUUCCUCGACAGCCUAGAAGAAGCCAUCGGCGACACCGACAAGGACACGGCCACCAAGGAACAAGUUCGGGACGCCGUGAUUCGGGUUUGCGCCCUGUUCGUCAACCGGUGCUCCGACUUCAAAAUCUACGCCGAGUACGCGGCUGCGUAUCUCAGAUUGCAGCAAGAGAUCUCUGGGCGCAAGGAUGUGCUUGCAGAAUUGGAGGCUGCCAACUGUUCUGGGGCCCAGCACUGCUCCUAUGAGUCGCGCAUGAUCAAGCCCGUCCAACGAAUCGUCCAGUACCCGUUGUUACUACGUACGGUGGCGGCGGGAUGUGAACGCGGAAGUUUGGAAGCUAGACAGGUAGAAACAGCGCUCCAAAAGAUGCAAACCCUCGCCGAAUACGUGAACGAGAUGCAGCGAAUCCACGAGCAGUUCAGCCCGCAUAUUGACGCCGUGCGCAAGAGUCACGCUGAUAUGUUGAGGGAUAAGGGUCUUCGCAUCGAUGUCCGUGAUCUGCUCAUCUUUGCCCACAUACGGUGGCUAAACUCGGACCCGAAGGGAUCACAGGAAUACGUGGUGUUCGUCUUCUCAUCGCUGAUCUUGCUGCUGCCGAGCGUCGCCCGCCCCAACACAAAAGCCAAGCAUUUCCGAGUGCUUCCGAUUGUCGAGGUGGAGGUGGUGGAAGGGCCACGAGCGGCUGAUGGCGCGGCGAAGAGCCUUGAGGCAGCCCUGCAAGAUGGCACCCUCUACAGAAUCGCUUGCUGCCAACAGCUUCUAAAGCAACAGCUAGUCAAAAGCAUCCGAAAAGCCAGGACAACUUAUAUGAAAGAGCAAAAGCGCCCCCUCUCCGGCUCAUCCCAAAGCGACGCGGGCUACGCCAGCGAGCCCGGCAAGGAACGGGCCGGCAGUACAAAUUCU